AGCGAGAGGGUUGGGGGGAGGAGGAGGAAACGGCUUAGGUUUGCCGUGCGUUGAGGGAGUACAUUUGGUAUUUUGUUGGUACCAUCACGCAUUUGUCAAAGGAAUAAUGAGGAACAUUUGGAUAAUGUUGACGCUUGGAUGGGCGGCCGUUCUUACGGGGGACAUGAAAUUUGUGACGGCACAGUCUCCAACUCCCGGGGACGACCUGUACCUGGAUGACCAGCAGUCAGGAGAUUAUCCUGUAGAUGAUGAUGAUUUCAAUUCGGGAUCUGGUUCAGGCAUUGGUGAGACCCCAGAAGAAAUGGCCACUGUGAACACGCUGUACAUCGCUCCAAAAGCAGAGCCAACUCAGGACUCCACAAAAGACUUUCCACCACCAGUGGAGACCACACCCAGAGACACAACUAGAAAACCCACCAGGACAGACGCCCCAGUACCCCUGACAGAGGAGACUCGGAGCAGGAAUGAGGGCACAAGCACCACCAGUCCUCCUCGCUCUGCUGUGGAGCCAUUUGAAGUGCGCUCUGAAAAUCUUUUCCAGAGAACGGAGGUCUUGGCAGCCGUUAUUGCUGGUGGAGUGAUUGGUUUCCUCUUCGCCAUCUUCCUCAUCCUGCUCCUGGUUUAUCGCAUGAGGAAGAAGGAUGAAGGCAGCUAUGACCUUGGGGAGCGAAAGCCCUCUGGAGCAGCCUAUCAGAAAGCCCCCACCAAGGAGUUUUACGCAUAAAACACCCGCUUCACAAUUUCUGAAAAAUAAUCAUAAAAGGAAAGAUACUCUAGAACUGUUGACAAUGAAAAACUUGUUAAAAUAAGGUAAAAUGAAAAAAGAAAUUAUUGGGGAAAUAUUACAUCAAGGAAAGCUUUUGCAUAGAGUAAUGUAAUGACCUCUUCUUUAAUUUCUAUUUUUUAAUACAGUACCCAACAGGGUUUAUUUUAUGAAAGAUCCCAUUGUAUUUAAACACUUGUGUAUUAUUUUAAAAGGUGAAAAGAAAGAAACAAUGUAUAAAGAAAAGGAAAUUGAUGGCAUUUUUUAGUCACUGACUACUUUUUAACUGUAGCAGUAUGUAUUUGUAAAGAAAAAAUUUAAGUGGAAAUAAUUGAAUAUAAUUGUUCUGUAUCCUUUUCCUUUCUCAUUUUGUCAUAGCAUGUCUGAAGUUGAUCUUAAAGGUGUAUUACAUUAAUUUAUCUGUUUUCAGAUGUUAAAAUUGCCUUUCUGUAGUUUUCAUGAAGCUGCGCUGUCUUUAUAUUAACUCAGAUAACAGCUAAUGUAAAUGGUAUUUUUCCCCCUUCAGAUUACAAUGUUUUGUCUUGUUUUCAUAUAAAAUUAGAAGAACAUUUCACCAUUUAAUUAUUUUGUUUUAUCUUAAUGUAGUUGUAGUACAAAAUGCAGCAGACAAAGAUAACUCAUCUUAAAGAUGAAAAUGCUGAAAGUAGAAGUCUGAUCUCUUCACCUGGGUACGACGUGUGGAAUGACUCAAUGAGAUUUGCAUCUUAAAGCGGUACAUUUUCUUGCUUCUAUGAUUCAGGCUUUUCCUCAAUACGUGAGAGGGCAGGGUGCAGACCCCUCAGACCACACCCCUAUUCCUGAAUCUCAUUGGGCCAUCUCAGUUAGCUGCAUUGCACCUCCUCUUUUUAACCUCUCCUCCAAGAGCUGCCAAUACAAAUAGGACUCGUCUGCCCUCUGUGUUGUUGGUUUGCUAUGUCUGCAGAUGAGCAGAUUGAAAGCGCUUCUCAGCUGUCUUAUUGUAGUUGAAGUUGGACAGAUGUUUCACUGGGAGCAACCUGACCUCUAGCAGUGUAAUUAUGUUCCAGUAAACAAAAUGAUUGGUCAGGCCAAAGGGCACCAGUUGCAUUUUCCUUGGUUUUUUUUUUUUCUUCUUCUUUUUUUUUUUUUUUUUUUUUUAGGUCAGCAGGUCUUUGUCAGUGGUCUCGGUCCAUAACUUGCCUGGUCAAAGGCUGAGAGAGUUUAAAUUGGGCUAUGGCUUGGCUAAUGCCACAUGCCACAAAAUGUCUGAAAAGAUUUUAGCACAUUUCACUGGAGGUACCCCCACCAGGGAAAAUGUACCUAGUCUGAAAAUAUUUCACUACAAAUACCUCUAAAUCCCUCCUCAUUUUUUAAAUGGGAAAAGGCAGAAAGCUACCUUUUAAAGAUGUUGCAUACACCGGCUCACAUCAUUUGAGCUCUCUGCUGGCUGCUGCACUUCCCUCCUCUCCCUUUUAACCAUGCCCCAACCCCCUGCCCACACUCUUUUCACAUGGUACUGAAUGAAGAACAUUAGUGAAAAGCAUUAGCAAACCCAAAGACUUACAGUAUUCUCACCAUUGCUGCAUAUUCCAAUGGCCACAGUUCAAAAUAGUUUUUGUUUUCUUUUUUUAGUGUUUUGUUUUUAUUAGAGACCUGCCUAUUGAGUCCAACUGCUUAAUAGUUAUGAAACAAAAAAUAUAUAUAAAUAUAUAUUCACAAAUGUUUUAAGCCUUUGAAGUGCCUACCAUUCGGAAAUGUGCUUGUUCCUGUCUGGGUUUGAAGAGCUAUGUACAACAGCUGGUACUUGAUAAGCACAGGUGACUGUAUGGUAACUUUUUUAGUCUUACAAAAAAGCUGACAGUAUUGUAUCUAUAAUUUGAAACACACUACUGAAUAAACAUUGUGGCCUAAUA
Conger conger (European conger) is the source of this 2655-nucleotide messenger RNA. It is a transcript of the gene sdc2, whose product is annotated as syndecan 2. Gene Ontology annotation, biological process: cell migration. The transcript is spliced from 5 exons. The coding region runs from base 107 to 724 and encodes 205 amino acids. Gene Ontology annotation, cellular component: cell surface; membrane. The record is from RefSeq and is a predicted model, not a curated record. Lineage: Eukaryota; Metazoa; Chordata; Actinopteri; Anguilliformes; Congridae.